This is a messenger RNA of Liolophura sinensis, 2019 nucleotides long. RefSeq names its product transcription factor Sox-17-beta.3-like. Gene Ontology annotation, biological process: positive regulation of transcription by RNA polymerase II; cell differentiation. The transcript has 6 exons. Gene Ontology annotation, molecular function: RNA polymerase II cis-regulatory region sequence-specific DNA binding; DNA-binding transcription activator activity, RNA polymerase II-specific. Lineage: Eukaryota; Metazoa; Mollusca; Polyplacophora; Chitonida; Chitonidae. The coding region runs from base 108 to 1241 and encodes 377 amino acids. The record is from RefSeq and is a predicted model, not a curated record. Gene Ontology annotation, cellular component: nucleus.
AAAUGACGUCGUAAAGGACGCUUCGUGCGCGUUGGUCAGUGCUUGUCUUUGUCAACGUUACCGGUAUCCUAUCGUCAUAAAAGAGGGUAACAAUAGAGCAAAGAAUCAUGAGUACUAAAGGAAAGAAGAAAAUACCAAGGCCUUUGAAUGCGUUUAUGCUGUUUGCCAAUGACCACAGGGCACAGUUCAGAAAAACCCAUCCCGGGGAGACCAAUUCUAAAAUCAGUGUCAGACUUGGGGAGGCAUGGAAAGAGCUAAAUGGAAAAGACAAAACACGAUAUUACCAGCUGUCGAAGAAAGCCGAGAUCGAACAUCGUAACAAGUAUCCGGAUUACACUUAUUGUCCAAAAGAAGCAAGGUCGAGCAAACGGGCUCGUCGUGAACGACUAUCGAAUGGUUCGGAAAACUGUGAAAAAGCAGCAGAUUCAUCAUCAUCUUUGAGCCCACCCAGUGCAUCAAACAGCAGUGAACAAUGCGCGGACGUCGGUCGAGGAAAAUCUGUUCCAGUUAGAUGCGAGGGAGUGAAACCUCAGCCAAAAGAAGACACACCAUGUUCCGAUGGCAUGUACAGGAGAGAUAUGUGGCACUGCGGCCAGGGUGACCAGAUGACAGCAUACCCCCUGCCAUAUGGGCCUCAGUACCUGCCACCAAUGAUGUACCCAAGGUUUCCGUGCUGGGAAUAUCGAUCACAUCCUUACAUGCCAUCGCAGCUCCCUCGAAUGCCAUUCAUGGCCCAUCCAAUGAUGUAUGCCUGUCCCCCACAUCAAGCAACCUUUGGAUAUCCCGUGAAUCAACAGCCUGAACAUAAGGAAGGCGUAUCGACAUCCUCUGUUCAGUCAACCAGUACUUCCACAGAACAAGAGUCCGGUGCCUUCAAAACGGUGGACACUUCCCAAAUUCAGUUCACUCCGGUAUCCUCGAAAAACGCUAAAGACAACCACCCAAUCGCUGUUCCUGUAACCACAGCGCCGAAGUUGGAGCUCUUUGUCCCAAGUUAUGUCCAAGGUCACCCGGUGCCGGCACCAUUUCCAGGAAAUGUUCAGUAUCCGUACAACACCAACCUUCAGUAUACCCAGCAACCUUAUGGAAUGACCAUGAUGGCAUCUGAGCCAAGUUCUGUGACUGUGAGUUCCCAUUACGAACAACCAUACGUCUGUCGAACAAAUGAGCACGAGAAGUCAUUCUCUGCUGAACUUAAGAGCAUUGGUGAGCCCGAUGUAAAGACCUACGCGGAUCUCUGAAAGGGACAAACUGAGAUCAUUGCUAUUCCAACUACUUUACCACAGAGGACCCAAGACGGCUUAGCAAGCGGGUCGACUUAAAUCAUUCACAGUGGAAAAAGACCACGUUCACAAAACUCAGUAAUUCAAAUGUCGUAUCUUCCAUCGUUAAUUACGCCGCCCCAAAGAACUAUUACCCAGACAAGGACAUUUCCGAAAAAAAAAAAAAAAAAUGGCAUAUAUAUAUGAGAAAUUGGAUUUCAGAAGUUUUGUAAAAAUGGUCAUCGGCCUAGAGUUUUAAACUGCUCCCAAAACACACUCUUUAUUGCAAUAAAGAAUGACAUUCCACCAAGUUACGGAUAAAAUGCUUGGCGCACGUCAUGAUUGUCUUAAGUCACCAAACUGGAUAUACAUGUAUAUGCAUUCAUAAGAUCUAAGUGUACAUUGGAAAGGAGACUGAUUAUAUUUGAACACUCAACUGAAGUACAUAUGUGUGAUCACAGUGAGCAGCUACCUUAUAAUGCAACAAAAUCUGAACAAACCGUUUUAUACAUGUAUUACAUAAGCACUCCUGAAAGUUGUUGAGAGCGCCACAUUGGCGGCAUGUUUAUUUUAACUGUCACUUUAAUCCGGCAUCAGUGAUAUGAUAUUUUUUUACCUUGUCACAUGUGUCUUCUUUGUGUUACGUCGAUUUUCUCAUUGUACCUUGUGAAUCUGUUAUGGUACUUUGUUCUGUUCUUCUUCUCAAGAGUGAACAGACUUUAUUUAUAAAUGUUUCAUAAUAUAUGUUAGUGAUCUU